ACUAAAGUUUCACUCCUAUUUACUCAAUGUUGAGUCUCUUAUGCAGUCAAAGAUGGCGGAGUCUGAAGAGCCUAAAACAUCCUGCAAGUUUCUUUUUAAGAAAUCAAACAAGAAAUUUUCGGCACGGAAGAGAAAUGCUAGUGACAGCGAUAAAGACAGAAGCAGCGACGAAGGAGGCAGUUCUGUGGUCAGAAAGAAGAAAGCUGCUCUUGCGAAUCCCAUGAUUCAAAAAACAAAGAAAGUCGAGAGGGAAGCAGUUACAUCAAGUGAAAGUGAAGAAGAAAAAGAGGAAAAGAGUGUGACUGUGGCUUACAAGUCUACUCGGUCAGCGAAACCAGAAGGACCAGAUGACAUGGGUGCCACUGCUGUUUAUGAGUUAGACACAGAGAGAGACAAAGACGCUCAGGCCAUCUUUGAACGCAGCCAGAAGAUUCAAGAGGAACUAAAUGGUAAAGAUGAUGAUAAGAUUUAUCGUGGCAUCAACAACUAUCACAAAUUCAUUAAACCAAAAGAUUCCACUAUGGGCAAUGCAUCCUCUGGUAUGGUCAGGAAAGGACCAAUUAGAGCCCCUGAGCACCUCAGAGCCACAGUGCGGUGGGAUUACCAGCCUGACAUUUGUAAAGAUUAUAAAGAGACUGGUUUCUGUGGGUUUGGAGACAGCUGUAAGUUUCUUCAUGACCGCUCCGACUACAAGCACGGCUGGCAGAUCGAGCGAGAGCUUGAAGAGGGAAGAUAUGGUGCAAAUGAUGAGGAGAACUAUGAAGUGAGCAGUGACGAGGAAGAUUUUCCCUUCAAGUGUUUCAUCUGUAGAGAGUCUUUUAAAAACCCCAUUAUUACAAAGUGCCGGCACUACUUUUGUGAGAGCUGUGCUCUCCAGCACUACCGGAAGUCGAAGCGCUGUUACGUUUGUAACCAGCAGACCAAUGGAGUUUUCAAUCCUGCCAAAGAGCUCAUGGCCAAGAUUCAGAAAAGCCAGGCAGCUGCUGACCAGCCUCCAUCAGAUGAGGAUGACUAGCACCACAUAGCAUUCCCAACACCAUCCUGCUUUUAUUGUAGUGUUUCAGCUUCCCUGAGAUGUACAUGUUCAAAACUUUUGAAAUAAACAUGUUUGUUUUUCCCUUUGUA
This is a messenger RNA of Triplophysa dalaica, 1125 nucleotides long. It is a transcript of the gene rnf113a, whose product is annotated as ring finger protein 113A. The record is from RefSeq and is a predicted model, not a curated record. Lineage: Eukaryota; Metazoa; Chordata; Actinopteri; Cypriniformes; Nemacheilidae. Gene Ontology annotation, biological process: snoRNA splicing. Gene Ontology annotation, molecular function: metal ion binding. Gene Ontology annotation, cellular component: U2-type spliceosomal complex. The transcript has 10 exons. The coding region runs from base 41 to 1015 and encodes 324 amino acids.